GCCCGGCCCGAGGCCCGGCGAAACCCCGAGUCCCACCGGCCCCGACGGCCGAGGAGGCGGCGGUAGCGGUGGCGAGGUGGCGACAUGGCCUUUGUCUCGGAAGGUGACUUUCAUCACAGUUCCAACUCCACCUAUAGAACCGCGAGCAGCUCUGUCCACACGGACCAGGAAGCACUGCUCGAGAAGCUUCCGGACUGCCCCCUGCCCCCACUGCAGAGGCCCGAGGACCGCUUCAAUGGGGCCUACAUCAUCUUCUUCAGCCUUGGCAUUGGCGGCCUUCUGCCAUGGAACUUCUUUGUCACUGCCAAGGAGUAUUGGAUAUUCAAACUCUGCAACUGCUCCAGCCCAGGCCCAGGAGAGGAAAGUGAGGACUCAGACAUCCUGAACUACUUUGAGAGCUACCUUUCCAUCGCUUCCACCGUGCCCUCCGUGCUGUGCCUCGCCGUGAACUUCCUGCUUGUCAACAGAGUUGCGAUUCAUGUCCGUGUGCUGGCCUCGCUCGCUGUCAUGCUGGCCAUCUUCGUGGUGAUGACCGCGCUGGUGAAGGUGGACACCUCCUCCUGGACCCGCAGCUUCUUUGCUGUCACCAUUGCCUGCAUGGCCAUCCUCAGUGGCUCCUCCACCGUCUUCAACAGCAGCAUCUUCGGCAUGACUGGCUCCUUCCCUAUGAGGAAUUCCCAGGCGCUGAUAUCAGGAGGAGCCAUGGGCGGCACCAUCAGCGCCGUGGCCUCCCUGGUGGACCUGGCGCUGUCCAAUGACGUGACAGAGAGCACCCUGGCCUUCUUCCUGACUGCGGACGUCUUCCUCAGCCUCUGCAUCGGGCUCUACCUGCUGCUGCCGAGGCUGGAGUACGCCAGGUACUACCUGAGGCCCGUGAGGCCGCCCCGCGUGUUUUCUGGUGAAGAACCGCCGCCCCAGGACUCCUCCGGUGACCCUUCGGUGGCUCCCAGAUCCAGCACCUGCCCAACGCCACCCCUCCGCCCCAUCCUAAAGAGGACAGCAGGCCUGGGCUUCUGUGUCAUCUACCUCUUCUUCAUCUCCAGCAUCAUCUUCCCCGCCAUCUCCACCAACAUUGAGUCCCUCGACAAGGACUCGGGCUCACCGUGGACCACCAAGUUCUUCAUCCCCAUUACUGCCUUCCUCCUGUUCAACUUUGCUGACCUGUGUGGCCGGCAGAUCACAGCCUGGGUCCAGGUGCCGGGGCCCAGAAGUAAGGUGCUCCCUGCACUCGUGCUGCUCCGGACCGGCCUUGUCCCCCUCUUCAUGUUCUGCAACUUCCAGCCCCGUGUCCACCUGCAGACGGUCUUCCCAUCUGACAUCUACCCAGUGGUAUUCAGCUCCCUACUGGGGCUCAGCAAUGGCUACCUCAGCACCCUGGCCCUCAUCUACGGACCUAAGAUUGUGUCCAGGGAGCUGGCCGAGGCCACAGGGGUGGUGAUGUCUUUUUACAUGUACGUGGGCUUGGUACUCGGCUCAGCCUGCUCUGCCCUGCUUGUGCAUCUCAUCUAGAAGGGGUGGGUGGCAAGAGAGUUGGUGCAAGCUCGGUGAGAGGGGCAGGACCUGCCGGGAGGGCUCAGGGGAUGCACAGAGAGAUAUGGAGUUGGCCUCAGCGCAGAGGGCCGAGCACACCUGGGCCUCGUCUCCCCAGGGAGCUGGGGACACGAACUGCCUCCCUGCCAGGCAGAGAUGUUCCAGACACUUCAACGGCACACUGCUGAGACUCUUCUCCAAGAGACACCUGAAUAAGCCACAGUUACACAGGCACAAAGCGGGGUGUCACUAUCCUAGUGGAUGGUUACAUCCUGCCUUUCUUUACAGCCUUCUGGGGGCUGUGUUGCCAGUGUUUGGCUCAGGUAAGUGCCAAAACCCAGCCUUGCUCCUUCCAGCCGACAGCAGGAUGUGAGUCCUCAGCUCUCCCUAACCAGAGGGUCCCCCCCCCCC
Messenger RNA from Artibeus jamaicensis (Jamaican fruit-eating bat), 1941 nucleotides. RefSeq names its product solute carrier family 29 member 3 (gene SLC29A3). Gene Ontology annotation, cellular component: Golgi apparatus; plasma membrane. Lineage: Eukaryota; Metazoa; Chordata; Mammalia; Chiroptera; Phyllostomidae. The transcript has 6 exons. The coding region runs from base 85 to 1509 and encodes 474 amino acids. Gene Ontology annotation, biological process: nucleoside transmembrane transport. Gene Ontology annotation, molecular function: nucleoside transmembrane transporter activity. The record is from RefSeq and is a predicted model, not a curated record.